This is a messenger RNA of Closterium sp. NIES-65, 558 nucleotides long. The record is from the annotation of a GenBank genome assembly. NCBI's taxonomy places the organism in Eukaryota, Viridiplantae, Streptophyta, Zygnematophyceae, Desmidiales, Closteriaceae.
AUGGGCAAGCGCACGGGGGUGAUAGCAGCGGCGCUGGGGCUGCAGGAGAGGGAGGUGGUGGUGGCGGAGAGCGACGCCACGCUCUACAUCGACGCCCCGGGGGCGCCCAAGACGCUUGUGGGCCAUGGCCGCCUCUACCUCACCCCUCUCGCCCUUUACUUCCAGGCGGACGCCACGGGCUUCCUGCGCACGGUGGCGGGGAGGGUGGAGCGCUUUGACCUGGCAGCUGUGGGGGCGGAGGCGGCGGUGGCAGAGGUGGCGCCGGACGCGCUGGCGCUCAACGUCUUCUCCAUGACGCGCUCCCUUGCCCUCUCCUCCCGCCUGUGCGCUCCCUCGCCCUCUCCUCCUCCCUGUGCGCCCUGCUCGCUCGCUCUUUCUUCCCGCCUCUCUGCUCCCAUUCUUCCCGUCGCACUCCCGCUUCUGCCCAACGCCCCAUGCUCAUCCCAUGGCCCUCCCAUCCCCCAUGCACCACACUUCUCCUCAUCAAGUCCCCCAUGCUGCUCUCCUUGUCAAGGGACCUCCCUGCCACCUGCAAUCCGUGUGCACGUGGUGCUGUGA